GGCCGCUGGGUCCCCACUCCGGCCCCGCCCCGCCCCGGCCGCCCUCUGGCCGCGUCCCCGCCAGCCCUGCCGACGUGGCGGGGCGGGACCCGCCGGGCGCUCCCGCGCGCACUCGGCCGCCGGAGCGAUACUAAGAUGUCUGAUGAUGCCAGUGACGGCGUAGCCGCUGGAGACCAAGCAGAGGGUACCAAGAUGCCCAGCAGUGAUUCUUUACCCGAGGACGUCCAAGGGCCCUGUGGUUCGGCUACAAGUUUGACUGCGCCAAGGCCAGCUGACCCUGGAGGGGACGUGAGUGAGAAGGCAGCGGUGCAGGAUGCUGAGGCCACAGCCGCUGGGCCCCCGGAGCUGCCCGCAGACGUCAGCGCCGAGGAGCCGCCUCUCAGUGGAGCGGUGCCGGAGGACGCACUUGCUGAGUGCGUUGAUUCCGUCAGCCUGGAGGCCGAGCCCGGAUCCGAGAUCCCCCUGAAGGAACAGACUGACCCGGCCAUGGACUCGGCUCCGCAGGGAGGAGGAUGGGCAGGCUGGGGCUCCUGGGGGAAGUCUCUGCUCUCGUCAGCUUCGGCCACAGUAGGUCAUGGGCUGACGGCCGUCAAGGAGAAAGCGGGGGCCACCCUCCGGAUUCAUCAUCACGUCAAUGCUGGACCUUCUGAAGGGGCCCAGCCCGAUUCCGAAAACGGAGUCCCCGAGAUAGUGCAUGCGGCCGCAGAUCCAGGCCCCGCAGGGAGCCCACCCACGUCUCCUUCAUCAGGGUCUCGGGGCGUGCUGUCAGCCCUCAGCAAUGUGGUGCAAAACACGGGUAAAAGCGUCCUGAGCGGCGGCCUGGAUGCCUUGGAAUUCAUCGGCAAGAAGACCAUGACCGUCCUGGCGGAGAGUGACCCCGGGUUUAAGAGGACCAAGACGCUCAUGGAGAGAACUGUCUCCUUGUCUCAGAUGUUAAGGGAAGCCAAGGAGAAGGAGAAGCAGAGACUGGCGCAGCAGCUCACUGUGGAGAGAACCGCACACUACGGGAUGCUCUUUGAUGAAUAUCAAGGUUUGUCGCACCUGGAAGCCCUGGAAAUUCUGUCCAAUGAGAGCGAAAGCAAGGUUCAGUCAUUUUUAGCAUCGCUGGAUGGACAGAAGCUGGAACUGGUGAAAAAUGACCUCAUUUCCAUUAAAGACAUUUUUGCAGCCAAAGAAUUUGAGAAUGAAGAGAAUCAAGAAGAACAAGGUGCAGAAGAAAAGGGAGAGGAAUUUGCUAGCAUGCUCACAGAGCUGCUCUUUGAAUUGCAUGUCGCGGCCACACCUGACAAACUUAAUAAGGCCAUGAAGAAAGCUCAUGACUGGGUGGAAGAAGGACAAACGCCAGUGUCAGUAGAUGUGGCCAAAGAGUCAGAGGCCGAGACCAAGGAGGAGAAGCCUGGAGACCCUCAAGAAGUCGAACAGGAAGAAAAGAGAUCCAAGACAGUAGAGGAAGUGUACAUGUUGUCCAUUGAAAGCCUGGCAGAAGUUACAGCACGCUGCAUUGAACAGCUUCAUAAAGUAGCAGAAUUAAUUCUUCACGGGCAAGAAGAAGAAAAAUCAGCUCAGGACCAAGCAAAAGUUCUGAUAAAGUUGACUACUGCAAUGUGCAAAGAAGUGGCCUCCUUAUCAAAGAAGUUUACGAAUUCCUUAACCACUGUUGGGAGCAACAAGAAGGCCGAGGCCCUGAAUCCCAUGAUCAAUAGCGUAUUGUUGGAGGGCUGCAACAGCACCACGUAUGUGCAGGAUGCCUUCCAGCUGCUGCUGCCGGUCCUGCAGGUGUCCCAUAUCCACACCAGCUGUGUGCAGGCGCAGCCAUGACCUUGCCAGAGCCCAUCUGGUGAAAGGAAAUGGUAGGCCACGUCGCCUCGCCCUGUGCCAUUUGCAGGGGGAAGAGUUGUCCUGGAACUGGAUGCAGACACUCGUUCGAGAACACUACAGGCAGCUUUGCACAGACAGUUCUGAGAAGGCCAAGAGAAAGAGCAUCAUCUUUUCUCUUAAUGUAUAUGGUUUCUGCAAAGAAUUGUGUUUCCUUUGUGUUAAUUUAAACUUAGACGGCUCACAUUGAAAGUUUCUUUUAAUCCAAUAUCCAUUCACAAAUACUCAUGUCCAUUUUCCUGGUCAAGCAUGCUAUACUUACGAAUUCAUGGGCAAACUCUAGAUUUUAUUUUUCAUCCUUUAAAUUUCUGUGUUUCAAUGUUCCAUUCUUAUAGUAUCACUUUAAAUCAAUUCUGAUACUGAACUUUGUUAUGCAAAUGUCAUGGGCAAAAAUAACACUAUUUGUAGAUUUUACCUGUUACCAUGAAAGAGGAACAUAAGUAUCUAUAGUCAUUUCUCCCUGCAAAAAGCAUUUAUUGAGUACCUACUGUGUGCUCAUAAAAAAGGAGAAUUAUUUCGGGGUGGGCAUUGUGGCACAGCAGGUUAAGCCAUUGCUUUAAACACCUGCAUCCCCUAUUAAAAUGCUGGUUCGAGUCCCAGCUCCUCCACUUCCUAUCCAGCUCACUAUUAAUCUGCCUGGGAAGCAGCAGAAGAUGACUCAAGUACUUGAGUUCCUGCCACCCACAUGGGAGACCCAGAUGGAGUUCUUGGCUCCUGGCUUCAGUCUGGUCCAGCCCAAGAUGUUGCAGCCAUUUGGGGAAUGAACCAAUGGAUGGAGGAUCUAUCUCCCUCUCUCUCUCUCUCUCUCUCUCUUUUUCUCUCAUCCCCUCUGCCUUUCAAAUAAAUGCAACUUUUUAUAAAAAAGAAGCAUAAUUUCACCCCAGUAGAGACAGGUAUUAUGAAGAAGGGUUUACAAAGUCCAUUGGUAGAGUUUUUUUUUUUAAAAGUUCUACCCUUCAAAUUACUAUAUUUUUUCAUAGUUUCAACUUUGUUGUCCCAAAUUUUAAAUAUGGGGUAAAAAUACGCAUGAAAGGGGGUAUGGGAAAGUAUUUAGUGUAAAAUUGACUUCUUGUGAUCAUAAGCCCAUGAUGCACGGUGACAAAGCUUGGAAGGCCUCACACAGAACACUCAAGGUGCUUCCAUGUGGGAGAAGCCAGGAGUGCAUUGAAAAAUCUGCUGCAUGAGUCAUACGCUCUGGUAGCAAACGCCAUCCUCGCCCCUGAUGUGUGGGUUGACCAGCUUGCAUACUGACCCACGGGAGGCUCUGCGGAAAACCCUGCUGCUCACGGUCCCCACAUCCACUGCAGGUGGGGGUUCUGUGUGUCUCCCCUGUUUUACAGCCCUGUGGUGUCCCUACUGGUGUUGUUGCAAGAAGUCUUACUCUUGCUUCUCUCCAGGACAAAGGAGGUUUGUGGUUUUGCAAGGGUACAAAUUUCUUACUCACAUUUGCUUUUAUUCCCCUGCAAAGUCACUGCCUUUGGUGCAUUCGGGCAAAGUAGGGGUAUUUUAGCACCAACUUGCUUCUUGUUACCAUUUCAUGUGUCUCUCUAUCCUGUAUUUCAUUUGUGUAUCUCCUAAAACAGCCAAAUAGAAAGCAUCAGAACAAUGUAUUUAUAAUCUGGAAAAAGAAAAUGCUCUGAAGAUUCAAUUAAAGAUUUAUUUUGUUCUCCUCUUUUAA
Molecule: messenger RNA, 3553 nt
Organism: Oryctolagus cuniculus (rabbit)
Lineage: Eukaryota; Metazoa; Chordata; Mammalia; Lagomorpha; Leporidae
Gene: FAM114A1
Product: family with sequence similarity 114 member A1
Source: RefSeq, a predicted model, not a curated record